AUAAAUUCUCAGGCAGAAAUAAAUAAGGUCAUGAUAUUUUAGAAAUGUGUCAUUCUCGCCAUUAUUAAAUUUAAGUUGAGUUAGUUCAACCUAAAAAAAUAAAUAAAAAUGAAAAUAAUCUGGGCAAAGAAUCAAGACUUUUUUUCCCCCUAUAAAAUAUUUACAGUGUGUUCAAGUGCAUAUUUAUUACUUGAAUAUAUAUAUAUAUAUAUAUAUAUAUAUAUAUAUAUAUAUAUAUAUAUAUAUAUAUAUCAAUGAUAGUAUUAACUUACAGUUUAUAAAUGGAGACAAAUAAGAACUCAAAUCCUGCCAAAGGGAUUGCAGCCUACAUGUUUACACAAAAUAAAUGAUGCAGACUUUCUUUUUCCAUUUUACAGAAAACACAUAAGUUGGAUACAUCAGCAAAUGUAGCAAUUAGACAAAUUGUUGGAUAGAUAUUAUGCAAUAUCUUAAAAUGUUAAAGGCACAGAAGAUCACUCGUGAUGCAAAGAUUAAAUGACGUAGGCUGCGUUCUCUCUGUUACGUCACAAGUAGCCUAAGUGAGAUUGAGGAGGGAGUGAAAAAAGGAAAGGAAGGAAGGAGGAAGGAUGAGCCUGCCGAGCUCUAGUGUAGAUAAUGUAUCUGUGUAGCCUGUGAUUUACACCUGCGAUGAUCUAAUGCAAAGCAAUACAAACAGUUAUCUAAAAGCCAUAAACCUGUCCCGUUAUGUGAUGCACAGACGCUUUAUUUGCACUAUCAAAGCGACAUCAAGAUCAUAUUUGUGGAGAAUAUACUUGAACACUCAUUGAACGGAUAUUGUGUUUCCUUUCUUCGGGUCGGGACUGGUGGAGCUUGCAUCGGGCCUUCAUGCAGUAAUGGAGCAGCUAUUAUUUCUUGUAAUUUUCUACUUCCUUCCUACUCUCAUCUUGUCUAUACAUAAUUCAACGACUGGAGGAUGUGCAAUCAUUCGUCCACCCAGAGAUGGAGGGAUACGCUACAGAGGACUGACUCAGGAACAGAUCCGGAGUGUGCAGAUCUUGCCUGUGGACUAUGAGAUAGAAUACAUCUGUAGAGGAAGCAGAAUUAUUGUAGGGCCUAAGGUCCGAAAGUGCCUCCUCAAUGGCACCUGGACUGACAUGAAUCAGCUCAGCAGAUGCUUAUUGGUUUGCCCGCGGUCAUGGAUGUCUCUUGAGAAUGGAAGGGUGGCGCUGCAGCCUCCUGGACAACCAGUAGAGGGCACAGUUCUUCAUUACAGAUGCCAUGCUGGCUUCCUAUUGGAGGGUUUCAACAUCUCUCACUGCACUAAACUGGGCAAAUGGGACUCGCCUAAACCAUUCUGUGUGUAUGACAGGAACUAUACAGGCAAGAAAAAACUGUACAUCGGAGCUCUGUUCCCCAUGAGUGGAGGAUGGCCUGGUGGUCAAGCGUGUCUCCCUGCAGCCCAGAUGGCGUUAGAUCUUGUGAACAACCGGAGCGACAUUCUACCGGACUAUGAGCUGGAGCUCAUUCAUUAUGACAGCAUGUGUGAUCCAGGAGAGGCCACUAAGCUGCUGUAUGAUCUACUAUACACAGAGCCGAUAAAGAUCGUCCUGAUGCCAGGCUGCAGCUCCGUGUCUACGCUGGUGGCUGAGGCAGCACGCAUGUGGAAUCUCAUAGUGUUCUCGUACGGCUCUAGCUCUCCAGCCUUAUCUAACCGACAGCGCUUUCCCACUUUCUUCCGUACGCACCCGUCAGCAACUUUGCAUAAUCCUACCCGUGUGCGGCUCUUCCAGAAGUGGGGAUGGACAAAGAUCGCUACAAUCCAGCAGACCACUGAAGUCUUUACCUCGACGUUGGAUGAUUUGGAAGAGCGAGUGAAGGAGGCCGGCAUUGAGAUAAGCGUGAGACAGAGCUUCCUCACUGAUCCCGCGGUGGCUGUCAAAAACCUGAAGCGACAAGAUGCCAGAAUCAUUGUCGGUCUCUUUUACGAGACGGAAGCAAGGAAGGUGUUUUGCGAGGUCUUCAAAGAGAAACUCUAUGGUAAGAAGUACGUUUGGUUCCUCAUCGGCUGGUAUGCAGACAACUGGUUUAAGAUCAAGGAUCCAGCUAUUAACUGCACAGUGGAGAAUAUGACGGAAGCUGUGGAAGGGCAUGUCACCACUGAAAUCGUCAUGCUAAACCCAGAGAUUGUCCGUGGCGCCUCCAACCUGACAUCCCAAGAGUUCCUGGCCAAGCUGAUGUCACGUCUCGGGGGGAAGAACCCAGAAGAAACAGGUGGCUUUCAGGAAGCUCCAUUGGCAUAUGACGCUGUGUGGGCCCUUGCACUAGCACUAAAUAAAACUGUGGCCCCUUUGAGGGCCAAAGACUGGGCAUUGGAGGACUUCAACUACAACAACAAGGAAAUCACUGCUGAGAUAUACCGAGCCCUCAACACAAGCUCGUUUGAAGGAGUCUCUGGUCACGUAGUGUUUGACGCUCAGGGUUCCCGUAUGGCUUGGACUCUUAUUGAGCAAUUGCAAGGUGGCAGCUACAAGAAGAUUGGAUACUAUGACAGUUCAAAAGGCAACCUGUCGUGGUACGGAAAUGACAAAUGGAUUGGCCUCGGCCCUCCGGCAGACCAGACCAAGGUUAUUGAAGAGUUCCGUUAUCUUUCCCAGAAGCUCUUUGUGUCUGUGUCUGUCUUUGCCGGUCUGGGAAUACUUCUAGGCAUAGUUUGCCUUUCCUUCAACAUAUAUAACAGCAGUGUGAGGUACAUUCAGAACUCUCAGCCCUAUCUGAACAACAUGACUGCAGUGGGUUGUGUGCUGGCGCUGGCUGCUGUCUUUCCCCUGGGCAUCGAUGGUCUCCAUAUCCAUAGAUCACAAUUCCCUGUUGUGUGCCAGUUUCGCCUGUGGCUACUUGGUCUUGGCUUCAGUUUAGCCUAUGGCAGCAUGUUCACCAAGAUCUGGUGGGUUCACACUGUCUUCACCAAGAAAGAUGAGAAGAAAGAGAAAAGGAAGCAGCACUUGGAUCCAUGGAAGCUAUAUGCGACGGUUGCAGUUCUGCUGGCGAUUGAUGUACUCUCUCUGCUUAUCUGGCAAAUCAUGGACCCCUUGCACAUCACUGUGGAGAAGUUUACUAAAGAGGCUCCUAAAGAAGAUCUAGAUGUGUUGAUUCAGCCUCUUCUUGAGCACUGCAGCUCAGAGAAGAUGAACACGUGGCUUGGUGUGGUGUAUGGCUACAAGGGACUUCUGCUGCUGCUGGGGAUCUUUCUGGCCUAUGAGACAAAGUCCAUCUCCACAGAAAAGAUUAAUGACCAUAGGGCGGUUGGCAUGGCCAUCUACAAUGUAUCUGUGCUGUGUAUGAUUACUGCUCCAGUGACAAUGAUCCUCUCCUCUCAGCAGGAUGCUUCAUUUGCGUUUGCCUCCCUGGCCAUCAUUUUCUCUGUCUAUAUCACCCUUGUUGUGCUCUUUGUGCCUAAGAUACGACGUUUGAUCACUCGUGGCGAAUGGCAAUCAGAGCAGCAGGACACGCUUAAAACCAGCUCCUCCACCAACAACAACGACGAAGAAAAAUCACGCCAGCUGGAGCGUGAGAACAGGGAACUCCAGAAGAUCAUUCAAGAGAAGGAAGAAAGAGUGACAGAACUACGGAGUCAACUUGCAGAACGUCAGGCCUUGCGUUCUCGUAGGCGCCAGUCCGUCCUGAAUCAGAACCAGAACCACAGCGUCCCACCAUCUCAGGCGGAUCCCCCUAGCUACUCCCCCGCUACAGACAAACAAUCUCUAACUCCUUCCUUCUCCAAUUCCUCCAACCUCUACCAGGGCGAAGGCAAACUGAGCCGAAACAACUGCCACAACAGCCGUUUGCCCCUGCUGUAUAAAUGAUCCAGGUGUUCUGGAUGGUGCAAAGAUAUAUCUAGUAACCUGUAGUUUAAGGACACUCUCUUUAUUUCUAAGUUGGCAGGUUUAUGACUCAACGUUUGGCUUCCUGACCUUCCAUGACAUUCCUGUUUGUUUACUUUUGAUAGCUCAAGAAUUCUGGAAACGAUUUAAAAUGCUUUCACUGUAUGAAUCUAUUGGGGGUGGGGGGGGGUAUUCUAUCUAUUAAGCUUUCUAACUUUCCUUGAGGGCUGGAUUGGGCUAACUCAAAAUUAAAAGAUCUGAACUGCUGUUUGCAUGCUUAGAAGUUCUGAGCAGGAGUAAGUCCAAAAGAGAUGAGUUACUUAAUUCACGUUUGAGUUUUGUCAUUAUUGUGCCCUUGAGCGUAGCACUUAAAUCUGGGUUCUUCAAGAAGAACUGGAAUUGGACCGUUGUAAAUCCCUUUGGAUAGAAGUUUCUUUUAAACACUAGGACAAGGGUGUUUAGAAAGUUUUACUGAGGUGCUGGAGCCAGAACCGGUCAAAUGUUUCUUUGAUAUAUUUUAAGUGUCAGUGGAAGAAGACCGUGUCUGAAGAAGAGCAUGCCUUCGUGCUUCACUUAACAUUUGAAAGACUAGCUGAGUGUCGCUUUAAUGAGACAGGCCUUGCAUUGCAGCAACUGUGUAUCUGGUGAAUUGCUCGUUCUCAUCCAGAUCACAAAGAAAAUGAGACAAGGUUUUAGCUGAACCUGUGAUUUACGUACUCCUAAAGGUAUUUGACCUGAGUCUGGUCGAUACUCUAUUUUCCCCAUAUGCUUUUUCUCCUCUAAUCCCUAAGGCUGCGUGCCUGUGUGCUUUAAUGGCUUUCCUGUCCUUGUAUCACCCUCUUCUGCUCACAUUUGUUACAGCCAUAGUAGUAGAAGUGGAGUAGAAUGAAAUGGAAGUGAAUGAAGUAUGGGUGCUUUAUUUUGACCUGGACUAUGUAAGAAAAGUGUUGGAUUGUUUUAACAUUUAUUAGGGUACAGUCAGAGCGCUAUAUUACUUAUACUUUUUUUGUUUGUCAAAUCAUCUUAGACGUUUGUGAUUUGUGUGUACUUCACAGUUCAUGUGAAAAAUAAGCACAGGCCUCAAAAAAGCUUCUGCAGCUUUUGCUCUUCCAGGGCAAUUUUUGUAGACACCACAGAGCCUGGAGCUAAUGCCACUAACCAUAUUUUAUUAAAAAUGUUCUAAUAUGAAUUAUUAUUAUUAUUAUUAUAUUAUUAUUUUUUUUUUUUUUGGUGAUGUCACUGUUGCUGAAUUCUGAAUGUGGAAAGUUGUCUCCGAAAACUAGCUGCCUGACCAGUUAAAUUUUCUCAUCCCAAAUUCAAGAGCAGUACUUGGUCUGUGAAAUACUAUAUAUUUUUUAUGUUUAUUUAUUUAUUAUUUGUUUGUUUA
Myxocyprinus asiaticus (Chinese sucker) is the source of this 5229-nucleotide messenger RNA. RefSeq names its product gamma-aminobutyric acid type B receptor subunit 1-like. Gene Ontology annotation, cellular component: G protein-coupled receptor heterodimeric complex; membrane. Gene Ontology annotation, biological process: gamma-aminobutyric acid signaling pathway; G protein-coupled receptor signaling pathway. The coding region runs from base 855 to 3824 and encodes 989 amino acids. NCBI's taxonomy places the organism in Eukaryota, Metazoa, Chordata, Actinopteri, Cypriniformes, Catostomidae. The record is from RefSeq and is a predicted model, not a curated record. Gene Ontology annotation, molecular function: G protein-coupled GABA receptor activity. The transcript is spliced from 24 exons.